Messenger RNA from Lepisosteus oculatus (spotted gar), 5740 nucleotides. The record is from RefSeq and is a predicted model, not a curated record. NCBI's taxonomy places the organism in Eukaryota, Metazoa, Chordata, Actinopteri, Semionotiformes, Lepisosteidae.
GUGGGAGGGACUGUCAACAGCAGUUUUACUGCAAAGCUGUCAAGGAAGUGCAGCCUCAGUCCCGAUGAAACCGGGGGCUGUCCGGGGUCUGCCGGAGUGACUUGAGGCGCUUUCCAGCUAUGUCCAAGGACACGGAGGGAGUGAGCGAGGAGAUCAUGGAGUCCAAGGUGCUGUGGUACCCGGACUCCAAGAAAAACACGCAGAUGGACAGGUUCAGGGCUCAGGUGAACCGGGACUUCGGGCUCAGUCUGGCUAACUACAGUGACCUGUACCAGUGGUCGGUGCAGAGCUAUCCGGAGUUUUGGGCGGAGGUGUGGAAGUUCUGUGGGAUCGUCGGCUCGCAGACUUACGAGGAAGUGGUUGACGUGACAAAGGGCAUCUCUGAUGUUCCCGAGUGGUUCAGAGGCUCUCGGCUCAACUACGCUGAGAACCUCUUGAAGCACAAGGACAAGGACAAAGUGGCUCUGUAUGCUGCAACGGAGGCCCGGGAGGAGAUCACCAAGGUGACGUUCGGGGAGCUGCGGCGAGAUGUGGCGCUGUACGCCGCCGCCAUGAGGAAGAUGGGCAUCCUGGCGGGGGACCGUGUUGUGGGGUACCUGCCCAACGGGAUCCACGCCGUGGAGGCCAUGCUGGCCGCCGCGAGUAUAGGGGCCAUCUGGAGCUCCACGUCUCCGGACUUCGGGGUGAACGGCGUCCUGGACCGCUUCUCCCAGAUCCAGCCCAAACUCAUCUUCUCCGUGGCCGAGGUGGUCUACAACAACAAGACCCACGACCACAUGGAGAAGCUGCGCAGCGUCGUGAAAGGUGGGGCGAUGGGGGAGACCACCGGGGAACUGAACUUCCUGCGUUGGUGGAGUCUCGGCGGGGUCGUGACCCCAAUGGCCGCGGUGCUGACGCGCGUGCGCGUGUGUUGUUUUUCUCCCCAGACCGGCUGGAUGAUGUGGAACUGGCUGGUGUCCUCCCUGGCUGUCGGGGCCUCGGUCGUGCUGUACGAUGGCUCUCCUCUCGUCCCGUCUCCCAAUGUGCUGUGGGACCUGGUGGACCGCUUGGGUGUGUUUCUGGACGACUUCCUGGCCACGGGCAAGGAGGGGGACCAGGACCCCCAGCUGGAGUUUGAGCAGCUGCCAUUCUCGCACCCCCUCUUCAUCAUGUACUCCUCGGGGACCACGGGGGCGCCCAAGUGCAUGGUGCACUCCGCGGGGGUAGGUCCUGACCGCUCCUGGGGCCGAACUGGGGGCACAGCGGGGGUGGGCGGCUGUAAGGUCCGCAGGCGUUGGAAGAUAGCUCUAAUAACAGUUUUUGGGACGGGGGCGAAGUGGUUAUCUGUGCUUGAAGAAAGGAACCUGAAACCAGCGGAGACCCAUAACCUGCAGACUCUCCACACCAUCCUGUCCACGGGCUCCCCCCUCAAGCCACAGAGCUACGAGUACGUCUACCGUUGCAUCAAGGGCAGCGUCCUGCUGGGCUCCAUCUCAGGUGGCACGGACAUCGUCUCCUGCUUCAUGGGGCAGAACUUCACAGUGCCGGUGCACCGCGGGGAGAUCCAGGCCCGGAAUCUGGGAAUGGCGGUAGAAGCCUGGAGUGACGAAGGGAAGCCCGUCUGGGGGGAGAGCGGCGAGCUGGUGUGCCUGAAGCCCAUGCCCUGCCAGCCAACACACUUCUGGAACGACGAGAACGGGAGCAAAUAUCACAAGGCCUACUUCUCCACCUUCCCCGGAGUUUGGGCCCAUGGAGACUACUGCAAAAUCAACCCCCACACGGGAGGCGUCAUCAUGCUCGGCAGAAGCGAUGGCACGCUGAACCCCAACGGUGUGCGGUUCGGAAGUUCGGAGAUCUACAACAUCGUCGAAGCGUUUGAGGAAGUGUCCGACAGCCUUUGUGUUCCCCAGUACAACAAAGACGGCGAGGAGAGGGUGAUUCUGUUCCUGAAGAUGUGUCCCGACAAAACCUUUAGCGAGGGGCUGGUGAAGAACAUCCGCCAAGCCAUCCGAGAGGCCCUGUCUGCCCGCCACAUCCCAGCCCUCAUCCUCGAGACUCAGGACAUUCCGUACACAAUAAGCGGGAAGAAGGUGGAAGUCGCGGUCAAGCAGGUGAUCGCCGGGAAGGAAGUGACCCAGAUAGGAGCGUUCUCGAACCCGGCCUCUUUGGAUCUCUACAAGAACCUGCCCGUACUGCAGAACUUCUGAACCGCUAUUCUCAGGAGGAACUGUUCCAUCCCAUCGGACCUUCACUCGCGGGACAGUUUUAAACCCGGUGGUUCAAAUCAUCCGGGCGCAGGAUUCAGCCGGCAGGAGGUCUGCCCAGGAGGGAAGAUCUGGUUGGGUCUGGCACCAUGGCAACACAUGGCGUCAUUUGUACAUAUGCAUUCCUUUUUAAUUGUUUUUUAUUGUAAAUGAAUGGUUCGCAUUUUUCGGAGACACUUCGGCGUACUGUGUUCUGGAGAAGAAGCACGCACGGGUGACACUGUUAAUUUAAAGAGAGAUUGCCGAUAAGGCCAUACAGUUCUUAUCUAUAUCAUACCACAGCCACACAGAGUCCGCCAUAGCACCGCAGUAAAGCCUCUCCCUGCCUUCCGAUUUCCUCAACCCAGCCUCCUCUGUCAGCUAAGGGAGCAAGACUGCUCGGGGGCUGAUGAGAAGAGCAGGGACAGAAUGGUGACCCCAGUUCCCAGUAUGUUAGGAGCUCUUUUCCUCAGUCCAGUCCUCAGCUGGCAUUGUUGAGGUGGGUUUCUGAGUGCACACAACAAGACAAAUCCAAACCAAUUGGGCCCCAUCAGAGUCCUUGCUCAUGAGCUGGAUUUUGUUAAACAAAAUGUGUUCUCCCAUCAUCGCAUGUAUAUUUGAGGAAUCGUGGGGCACGCUGUGCAAAAGCGUUUUCCUCCUCUUGUAAGCCGUUUGAGGGGUGUGUAAACCUCAGGGUUUUGUAAUGCGGGGCUCCCGGCUGCAUUUCUCGUUCCCAGGGAAUUCCCAGAACCUGCCUGCAGAUGACAGGUGCAUUAAGGAGCCUCCUCAACAGAGGCUGCUGGACUGCUGCCGUCUCUGGAGCGCAGAAGUCCAAACCAAAGUCCGUCAGGUUGCGUCGGCUUCAAAUAUCCGUCCUCGGGGUGGCAAAGGAGAGCCCUGCUCAGGUGCCAGUCCUCCAGUCUCGUGUCGUUGUGCCAGACUGAGAGCAGAGCUGUGUCCCAGAGCAGCAGGCCUGCGCUGCAGUGGGUGCCAGGCGGGGUCAUGCUUUAGAACGAAGAUGCCAAAGAGCAGCCAUGCGGUAAAAACAGAGUAAAGCAGAGGGAAAUUGUGGUUGAAGCAUGGAGCAGCAGGAUAGAGGGUCGUACAGAACACAAGGAAAUGUAAGAUAUUGUAAGGUCAAUGAAUGGUAUAAGAAUAUAGAAAAGCCAAGGGAAACUGCAGAUAUUGUGAAACUUUAGUGUGGCAAUAUGUCAGGUGACCUAAUCCAGUGUAUUCAAAAUAAAAUCACAAGACCUGUAUCUUAGUUUGGAAAAUAGCAUAGUACCCUUAAAUAAAAAUCUUCCGUCACAUUUUUGCAAUAUACCAGUCUACACUUGAAUCCUCUGGGGCACUGCGGGCACUGGGCACUGGGCAGUGAGCAGAGAGCCAUCGAUCGAAUGGCUCAUUCGUGAAUGAGCCUGUCAGGAAAAUCAAAGAUGCCAAGGCAACAGGGAAGCAGACUUUAAAAAUCUUUUUACCUUUGUGCUUUUAAAGGAGUGUUGUGCAGGUACUGCAGGUGAUACUGUGUACGAAAUACUACUGAGAGCAAAUCACACCAAGGUCCUCAGGAGUCUUCAAGUUGUGAAGUACAGAGGUACAGAAGAUUGCAUGCUACAGUGGUGUUCUUAUGAGCAAGCUGUAAAAACAGUUUUUUAGUCUUUAGGAAUUGCAUUAUUUUUGUUUAAAAGGCAUGGAAAGAAGAUCUUUUUGAACUUUCUAUAGUAAUUCAUUGUGCUUAAGGUCUUGCAGCUCAUUGCAACUGCCAACCAAAGCUUUUUGCAUGAUGUGUAACUGCAACGGGGGUGGAACACAUACGCUCUCAGUCUGUAAAAACCUGAACGUGAGAACGAGUCCCUAGCUUGUACGCAGCUCACAGAAACACACUGACAGGCUUGCAUCUGUGCAGUCAGAAGGCAGGACUUGCAGCUUCCAGUGAUAAUGCAUCUGUAGACGUGAGUCUGUAAGCAGUUCCCAGGGAGAGUCCAUUCUGGGAUCUAUCCUUUAAAAUCAAGUCAGUCCGUCCUGGUUUUGUCCUUCCAGUUUGGAGCCAUAGCAGUGCUUGGAAAGCUGUCUCGUGGUUGUCGAUUUCUUGCUGCUGUCUUCUUAUGUAGUAUAACCAACCAAGGCCUGUGUGUCUGUCCCAGUGACUGAUACAGCCCGGCUGAAGUUGUGAUUAACUACAUCUGUGAGGGCCAGUGAACUUCUCUGCUCUCUCUGGCUUUUCUGACAAAAUGACUUCUGGGAUUUUGUGGCUAAAGCUUUAAACAUGAUCAUUCUCCAUGAAGAACAGUUUACUGCAAGUCUCUAUUCUCUGUCCACAGGGGCUUUUUAGAGUUGUUUUUAUUUCAUGUUUUGUCACAGUGCUGUCUUAUUUUUCACCUGUCCGUGGACUUGAAUCUUUAUGCAAAGGAACAAACUAACUUUUCUUUUUGUGUCCUAGGAAAAGUCCGGUCAGGGCUGUUCUAUAUAUCUUCUGUCGAAUACUUGCGUUUUCUGAACGCGGCGGUUUUGCGUUCAGGGAAACGUGCCUCAGCAAAUUUCUCGAACUCGGAUCUCUAAAAUUAGUUCUGCGGAAAUGUAUUCGUUCUCUGUCUGUUGGGGUGUUCCCUGGAAGUGAUUUAGAAUGAGUGUCCCAGAGACGAUUAAGGCUUUUAAAUCGGAGAACAGAUGGGGGAAAAAAUUGUACCAAUAGAUCGGCAAUCUGUGAGAACAAAUAAACUUACUCACCUGACGCGAGGUGAGAAGUUCAACCCUUUUUCACAAAGGUGAAACAGCAGGUUUCACUCAAUUUCAUCUGGGAUAAGCUGGGCGUCUUUCCCUCGGCUGUAUUCUGAAAUACUUCCAGUAAACCCAGUGAAGUUGUCAAAGAAAUGUGUGCAGUCCCUUUCUCCACAAGCCAGCAGUGAGGACUGGGGAGCCGGGCUUCAGACUGACUGAAGGGUUGAGGGCCCGAAUCUUGGGCGAGACACUGCUGUUGUAUCCUUGAGUAGGAUACUGGACUCAGGCUUCUCCUCGAAAUGCGCUGCCGUGAUGUCAGGUUUCCGAGAAGGUCGCUGGAAAUGAGAAUUUGUUCUUGUUCAACUUCCCCGGUGCAAUAUAAAAAACAGAAUCAGUCCUGAAGCAGCUGGGGUGUGUGCUGGUGGCCGUGCUGUGGCUGUGGAGCAUUCCCUCCUGCGAUGUGAAUCCUGUUUUUCUCUGUCUGUUAUGUGAAGUCCAUAACACUAUGGCUAAGCAGUGGGUACCAGUGUUGAGUGUUUGUCGGUGCUCAUAUUUCCAUCUGCCAUCUCAGCGUGUGUUCCUUUUUAAAGUAGAGGGUAGGUAGGUGUAGGUAGGUUUUAUAAAAACAUUGUAAUUGUUCAUUCUUGUGUUGUGUAGAUCUGUUGCAUUUUUGAUCACGUGGUUCACUGUCCAUCUGUGGACUAGCUGAAAGAAGUCUCUCUCAGUAACAAGGUUAUAUUUAUAUAUAUACACAGACUGUACCUGUGCUGAGGUGAAAUAAAGUGACCGUAGCAACUCAA